Molecule: messenger RNA, 643 nt
Organism: Habropoda laboriosa
Lineage: Eukaryota; Metazoa; Arthropoda; Insecta; Hymenoptera; Apidae
Exons: 3
Coding region: 242-643 (133 amino acids)
Source: RefSeq, a predicted model, not a curated record
ACAUGUACGUGGACACUUCUGUUCGUAGAAACUUAUUAAACAGUAUUGAGUAAUAUAAGAGCAUCGAAGAAGCAUAAAUUGUAAACUGUUUAGUGAUUGAUGUUUAUUUUUUACAAAAAUAAAGUUACACAAGGAAACGAUAUAAUAUAUAAUGUAUAUAUUUAUGUAAAGUACGACGAAAAUAACACGUGAAAUUUGCAAAGUAGAAACAAGAGUUCUGCUGCCCCUUGUAUUUAUAAAAAUGAUUAAAACGAUAUUUAACGAAGUUAUAAUACAGCAUAAAAAUGGAAGAGCAUUAUUACAAGAAAGAUGUGCUUUUCCUCAAAUAUCUCACACAUCAAAAUAUUUUAUCUCUACAAGAAAAAAUAAAGAAUACACAAAAGAAUUAGACAAAGAGGAUGAUGAUCCAGAUAAAUUUGACAGGCCUAUAAAAUUCUCAACAUCUAAAGCUGCAACAUAUCCUGCUGGAUAUUCACAUGAAUUUCAUGGACCAAAGUAUCAAGGAGUUAUUGUAUCACUAAGCAUACUGAUCUUUUUGCUAUACUUUGGUGUUUUGAGAGAAGAAAAUGAUAUUGAUGAAAAAAUGGUUGAAAAUAUACCAACAGAAAUUCUAGAACAAAUAUAUGGAAAACAAGGGCUUUAA